Molecule: messenger RNA, 1756 nt
Organism: Bipolaris maydis ATCC 48331
Lineage: Eukaryota; Fungi; Ascomycota; Dothideomycetes; Pleosporales; Pleosporaceae
Cellular component (GO): cytoplasm
Source: RefSeq, a predicted model, not a curated record
CUCUCCUCCUCCCACUCCAUCACCAGCACUGCAACGACAACACCACUUGGCUGCCUUGUCCGCUCACGCCAUAUUUAAAAAGCAAUAACUGCACCCGCAGUCUUGCCAACACACCGCCGUCACACGCACUCACUCAACACCAUCACAAUGGAGGCCGCACAUCGAGCAAUCAUUGAUCCUCUGAUCGAGCCGGACCCAAGCGACGUAACUGGACUCAACAGCCACUUUCGCUCAACUUUCGCUCCCGCUGCCCCAAUCACACCGCCUGGAUCCGCUGAAUUGCCCAAGGAGCACCCCUCUGUCAGCAUCCAGCACACUGGCAGUUCAACCAGCACAAACCCGUUUCGUCGCUCUAGGGCUGCGUCAGACACCAAGGGCGCAUCUGCCUCAGUGACAAACUAUGCACACUCUUCCUCAUACAACAGGAGGAACGACUAUCCCUCCCCACCCAGCUCCGCCAGCCCCAAGCAUACCCGGUUCCCCAACAAUCACCGUGCCGAAGCCUUCGGGUCCAUGAAUGAGGCCAAGCCACGACGUGCCAGCAACCCCCCACCAUCCACGCUCAACAACGGCCUCUCCCGCGGGAACUCUCUGAAAGAGCGCUACCCAGGCGACAAGUCUCACCGGCCACUCGACCAGCUGCGCCAUGAUGAGAAGGUUGCUCACCGUGCUCCACACUUGAGGAAAAAGAACAUGCAGGGCGCAGAUAUUAUUGACCGCCUCGACAAGGCAAGCAUCCUCCGUUACCACCACGAGGGCCCAUACGAUGCCGCAAGCAUUGCCCGCAACAGAGUUGAAAAGUACAGUCCCCUUGCGGCCGUCAAGGACUCAAACGAGGAGGCACUGAAAGCUACUCCCCGCGAGAACAUUAUCGACUCGCUCCAGAGACACCGUCCUCUCGAGGGGGUGGCCAACAUCCCACCCGGCAUGCCGGAUCGUUUCGGAAGAGUUCUCGAAUACGAAGAGGGAGCCGACCUGCAGCGUGAGCCCGGAGGUGAUUACCGCCGCUGGCCCGGUGUCCAAUACCACCCUGACGACCUGAAGGGCAAGGGUGAGCCGUCGUUCACAAUUGAGAGAGCUCUCAAGGAACACAAGCGUACCGGCGACACCGGCACAGAAAUGAAGACGCGCAGCCGUCGUGCCCAUAGUGCUGGCCACACUGACGCGUACGGCACCACCAGCAACGAUCAUGCCGAGAAAAGCAUGGGGAGUGCAAUCAAGAGACGCAUUGGUAGUCUCCGUCGCCGCAAGCAGGACCCAGAGGUGUAGAAUGCCCCACUGUUUCCACGUUCCAGGCGGUUUGACCAGAUUCCCCAAGCCCACGCUACCCAUUGAAUGAGCGGUUUGUCCACCAAAAAAAGAAAUUGUACCAAAAUUUUUAUACGAAGCUAGGAAGGAUUACCAGGAUUUUCUUUUGUUUCUCUUGAGUCUCUCUCCAUCUCAUCCUUGUCCAGUAUCGAUCAUCUAUCAGCGACAACAAGAUACCUACAAGCAUGCCUGUACACGUUUUUUUCUUUCCUUUAUUUAUACUCGAGUUCUGUUUUGUUGUUAUUGGCGCAAUCUUGGGUGAUGCAAACGAACGACCCUGGACUGCUUUGAGAGGUCGGGCGUCGCAACAACCCCUCCCCAUUGUACGAUAAUGUGUAGAAAGAAAAGGCAUUCCAGACUGGAAACGAAUUGACGCAAGCAUGCAUAUCAUUUUUUUGCUUUGAAAUUGUUGUUAGACAUUAGAUACUUGAAUCGUACAGGUGUAUGU